AUGUCGUCCCAACCCGCAAUCGAUACCAAAGUCACCCCCCAGGUUACUCCGCCGAGUCCUGACCACGAAAAGGCCGAGGUCUCCCAACUCGAGCAGGUAUCGACUCAAGAACACCCGCCUGGCAAAGGGCACUAUGUUGAAGAAGAUGGACUUCGGGAUGGAGUGAUCCAUCAGGAUACACAAAUGACAACAAAGAGAAAGAUGGCUCUCGUUGCCCAGGCAUUCUUGUGGACCGGCUCUCAGAUCCCAGUUUACCUAUUCGGAGGCAUACCUCCAUACAUCUAUGGAGACCUAGGCGGGACUGACAGAUGGGUGUGGUUUGUUCUCGCCAAUUUGCUUUCCUUGGCGGGAAUUUGUCCAUUCGUCGGAUCAAUGUCCGAUCUGCUAGGGCGACGUUAUGUUGCCCUCCUGGGGGCCUCGUUGAUCGUUGUUGGAAUGAUCAUCUGCUCCACCGCACAAGACAUUAACGCAUUCAUCGCUGGCAUGGUCUUUGCUGGUGUCGGGGCCGGUAUCAAUGAGCUCACAGCCCUGGCAGCCACGUCCGAGCUCGCGCCAACCUCAAAGAGAGGCAUUUAUGUCGGUGCACUCAUCUUUACCAUUGUUCCGUUCUGUCCAUCAGUCCUAUGGGGCCAACUGAUUGCGUAUUACUCGACUUGGAGAUAUGUCGGGCUGUUCUGUGCUUUGUGGGCUUUCAUCGGUCUUGUUCUGACUGCAGUCUUUUACUUUCCGCCGCCUCGUGUCAACUCUGAUGGCCUAAGCCGGCGCGAGGUCUUGAAGCGUAUCGACUAUGUUGGUGGUUUCACUAGCAUUUCUGGAAUGAUCUUGUUCAUGGCUGGGAUGCAGUGGGGAGGAUACCAGUAUCCCUGGACCUCUGCUCAUGCCCUCGUACCAUUGUUCCUCGGAGCCGCACUGCUGGUGGCGUUUGGAGUGUGGGAGGCCAAGUUUGCACCGUAUCCCAUGUUCCCCCGCCGUCUCAAUCAAGCCCCGUCGAUUCUUAUCUGGACUCUGGUCAUUACCUUUAUCUCGGGUGCCAACUUCUUUUCCAUUCUCAUGUUUUGGCCGGUGCAGGCAUUCAACGUCUACGGCCACGAUCCCGUCCAAGUGGGAAUUCGCGGGCUUCCUGUCGCAUUUGGCAUCAUGUUUGGUGCAGUCAUAGUUCUCGUCCUACUCUCCGUCUUUCGUGGUCAGAACAAGACGCUCAUGGUAGUAUCAUCGGUGCUUAUGACGACAGGAUGCGGCGCCAUUGCCGUGGCCGACGUUGAUAACAUGGCACAGCUGUGGGGUAUUCUCGUAUUGGCAGGACUAGGCAUCGGCGGUAUUGUGGUGCCGGCAUCCAUCAUCACCACCAUUAUCUGUCCCGACGACUUGAUUGCAACCGUUGCGGCAUUGACGCUAAGCAUUAGAGUUAUUGGUGGCAGCAUUGGAUAUUGCGUGUACUUUAACGUUUUCGUGAGCAAAUUCCAGCCUGCCUCGAUCAAGUACAUUGGGGAUGUUUUGCAACAAGCCAAUAUCACGUCGACGGAAACGUUGACCGAGGUCAUUGGCCUGACCACCGAAAGUCUGAUUGACCGCAUCGCCGACAUACCCGGGAUCGCCGGCAACCAGACGCUGUACGAGGCCGUGGUCAAGGCCGGACAGAUUGCCUAUGCGGAGUCAUACAAGUAUGUCUACUACAGCAGCAUAGCCUUUGGUUUUGUGUCAAUAGUCGCUGCACUAUUCCUGGGGGAUAUUAGCAAGUUUAUGGAUGACCACGUUGCAGUGGUUAUGUAA
Messenger RNA from Pestalotiopsis fici W106-1, 1770 nucleotides. RefSeq lists its product as uncharacterized. The transcript has 9 exons. Lineage: Eukaryota; Fungi; Ascomycota; Sordariomycetes; Amphisphaeriales; Sporocadaceae. Gene Ontology annotation, biological process: transmembrane transport. The coding region runs from base 1 to 1770 and encodes 589 amino acids. Gene Ontology annotation, molecular function: transmembrane transporter activity. The record is from RefSeq and is a predicted model, not a curated record.